AUGAGUUAUGAUUCAACUUCCCUCUUUAUUCCAGCAGGAGAUGUUGAGGAGUCAGUUGGCGAAUUUCACGGGUUCUCAUUGGAAAAAGCCAAGACUGAACAGGCUGAAGGAAACUUCGAGAACAGAGAUGAACCACAGAGGCAGGAAGGAAACCACACACUGAAAAGGGGGGUUAAGACCAUUCCUCGCCAAGGAAGCAGGUUCCAUGAAAUCCCUGUCUCCAGCCGUCACCAACGGACUCUUUCAGGAAUGAAACUAUUCAUCUGUUCAGAGAAUGGAAUGACAUUCUCCGGUCAAAGGAAGGCAUAUAAAUGCCGUUAUUGUGGAAAGUACUUCAGAUACACAACACAGCUUUUGGUACACCAAAGAAUACACACAGCACAGAAACAUGGUGAAUUCUCAGAGUGUAGAAAGAAGUUCAAUAUGAAUUCCAGUCUACAAAAGCACCAAAGAACCCACGCAGGGAAGAAGACUUUUCAAUGCUCAGAGUGUAGAAAGACAUUCAGUGCGAGUUCCUGUCUUCAAAAGCAUCUAAGAACCCACACAGGGGAGAAACCAUUUGAAUGCUCAGAAUGUGGAAAGAGAUUCAGUCAGAGUGGCAAUCUUCAAAAGCAUCAGAGAACCCACACAGGGGAGAAACCUUUUGAAUGCUCAGAGUGUGGAAAGAGAUUUAGUGUGAAUUUCAGUCUUCAAAAGCAUCUAAGAACCCACACAGGGGAUAAACCGUAUGAAUGCAAAGAGUGUGGAAAGAGAUUCAGUGUGAAUUCCAAUCUUCAAAAGCAUCUAAGAACCCACACAGAGGAGAAAUCUUUUGAAUGCUUAGAGUGUGGAAAGAGGUUCAGUCAGUGUUACAUUCUUCAAAAGCAUCAGAGAACCCACACAGGGGAGAAACCUUUUGAAUGCUCAGAGUGUGGAAAGAGAUUCACUCAGAAUGGCAGUCUUCAGCAGCAUCUAAGAACCCACACAGGGGAGAAACCUUUUCAAUGCUCAGAUUGUGGAAAGAGAUUUAGUGUGCAUUCCAGUCUUCAAAAGCAUCUAAGAACCCACACAGGGGAGAAACCGUUUGAAUGCUCAGAGUGUGGAAAGAGAUUCAGUGUGAAUUCCAAUCUUCAAAAGCAUCUAAGAAUCCACACAGGGGAGAAACCUUUUGAAUGCUCAGAGUGUGGAAAGAGAUUCAAUAGGAGUGGCACUCUUCAGAGGCAUCAGAGAACUCACACAGGGGAGAAACCGUUUGAAUGCUCAGAGUGUGGAAAGAGGUUUAGUUUGAAUUCCAAUCUUCAGAAGCAUCUAAGAACCCACACAGGGGAGAAACCUUUUGAAUGCUCAGAGUGUGGCAAGAGAUUCCGUGCAAAUAAUGGUCUUCAGUAUCAUCAGAAAACGCACACAGGGGAGAAACCUUUUGAAUGCUCAGAGUGUGGAAAGAGAUUCCGUAGGAGUGGCCAUCUUCAGAGGCAUCAGAGAACCCAUACAGGGGAGAAACCUUUUGAAUGCUCAGAUUGUGGAAGGCGAUUCAGUGUGAGUUACAGUCUUCAAAAGCAUCAGAGAACACACACU
Molecule: messenger RNA, 1554 nt
Organism: Heteronotia binoei (common prickly gecko)
Lineage: Eukaryota; Metazoa; Chordata; Lepidosauria; Squamata; Gekkonidae
Product: gastrula zinc finger protein XlCGF57.1-like
Exons: 1
Biological process (GO): regulation of cytokine production; negative regulation of transcription by RNA polymerase II; regulation of immune system process
Source: RefSeq, a predicted model, not a curated record